CGGGUGGGAGGAAGAAGGGCUUGUAGUCGAGCACUCGUCUGACGGCGCACUGUAUCUAGAGGAUAUUUACACCUGUGGACUCAGGGCUGAUUUCGUUUUCUCAGCAGCGCUUUAGGUUUCGUUUCUCUCCAUUUGGGCGGCAAAUUUGAAGUCCCUUCUGGGCGAGCGACCAUGGCGACGUCACUGCUGAACCUGGAGGAGGACCUCACGUGCAGCAUCUGCCUGUGUCCGUUCGACGGGCCGGUGAGCCUCGCGUGCGGCCACAGCUUCUGCCAGCAGUGCCUGGAGGCCGCGUGGAAGGACGCGGGGCCCGUGAGCUGCCCGCACUGCCGCACGCUCUACGCGGUGCGGCCCGUACUGAAGCGGAACACCGUGCUGAGCGCUGUGGUGGACACCAUCAGGUUCGCGAGCGACGCCGGCGCGCCGCCGAGCGAGGGCGCGGGAAGGAGGACGAGCAGCAGCGAGCGCGAGGAACCGAAGCCCAGACCCGAACCCAAGCCCGUGCUCUGCGACACCUGCAUGCAGGCGAAGGCGGAGAGCACGUGCAUGACGUGCGCUGCCUCCUUCUGCAGCGAGCACGUGCGGCCCCACCGCGAGAACCCGGUAUACCGCGCGCACCGCCUGGUCGAGCCGCCGCUCGCGGACCUGCAGAACCGCCUGUGCGCCGAGCACGCGAAGCUGCUAGAGUUCUACUGCGCGCCGCACGAGCGCUCCAUCUGCAGCGGCUGCCUGCAGGAGCAGCACAGGGGCUGCAGCUUCUACACGGUGGACGAGCAGCGCGAGAAGAAAGAGUCUGAACUGAAGGAAAAGAUGGGCACUCUCGAUGGCAAAAUUGAAAAGAACCAGUUGGUCAUCUCCCAGAUGAGGGAACAGCAGGCCAAGCUCAAGGAUGUAGCGGCGGUCCGUAAGCGUGCUCUGGAGGCCGAGUAUCAGCAGCUCAGAGACAUGCUGCAGAAGGAUGAGAAGGAGGCCAUGAUGGCUCUGGAAAAGGACCUGGAGACCGGCCUGAGCAAACUCAGCACACUCAUGAAGAAGUUCAACCAGAACAUUGAGAAGAUGAGCGGAACCAAGGACGAAAUCAACAGGCUGCUGGUCCAGUCCCACUCUCUGGACUUCUUACAGGCAACUGUGGACUUGCCUUCUGUGGUGACCUUUGACCCAUACGCCCCUCGAAUCAACCUUGACUCCAAAUGUGUCAUAGCGCACCACGCCUGCAUCGUUAAUCUGAAGGAGCAGAUAUCUAAGGUCCUGCAGCAGCCAGUGGAGAACAGGCUCUCUUUCCUCAAACCAGAACUGGGAAAUCCUCUUGCUAACGAAGGUGCUGGUAACGCUCCCACUACGUUACCAAACCCGAGGGAGGGUUCUGCCCCCAGUGAAGACCCCAGGCCCACCAGUCCAUCUCAGGCUAAAGGUGCACCUGGAGGAACCAAAAAGAAACCACCACGAGAGAAAAAGGAGAACAAAGGAGAGAAGAAGGAGAACAAAGGAGAGAAAAAGGACAACAGAGGAGAGAAAAAGGAGAACAAAGAUCAGAAAGAGCGCAAAGAAUACAAAGGAGAGAGAGCCAAGAAGUUUCCUAACAAAGGAAUGGCCCCUCCAUUCUCCAACAGAAUGGAUGGUGGUAUGAAUUUCACUGGUGGUAUGAAUUUCGCUGGUGGUAUGAAUUUCGCUGGAUAUGCUCCUGAUUUUGCUUCAGUUGAUAUGGGCGUAGCUGUGAGAAGGAGUGAUCUCCUGCGGUAUGCCACAAUUCUCAUGUUUGACCAGAGGACGGCCCACAGACGGGUGGUCCUCUCAGAGAACAACACCAAAGCGUCCGUAUCGGAUGAGCCGUCUGCCUAUCCGGACCUCCCGACCCGAUUCACUGUGUGCUCGCAGGUGCUCUGCUCCAAGGGUUUCUCUCAGGGCUACCACUACUGGGAGGUUAAAAUGAGCAGCAAUAAUUUCUGCGGCAUCGGCCUGGCCUACGGCAGCAUCGACCGCAAAGGUCCGUCCAGUCGCUUGGGUCGGAACGCCCAGUCCUGGUGCGUCGAGUGGUUCAACGUGAAGCUGUCCGCCUGGCACAACAGCAGCGAGACGGUGCUUAAUAACCCAAACCCUAGCCGGGUGGGGGUGCUGCUCGACUGUGGUGGGGGAUCUGCCACGCUUUAUAACGUGAUGGCCGACCGUGCAUAUGCAUUCCACACGUUCGUUUUCCCCUUCUCUGAGCCAGUUUACCCUGCUUUCUGGAUCUUCUCCACUGGGUCCUCCGUCACCCUGUGUAAGCUCAAUAAUUAAUGGCUCUUGUAAAUGAUCACUCAUAUGCGAUAAUGAGGAUCAGGUGAUUCUGUUAUCAUACAGUUCAUUAACAAAUCACUGCUGCCAUGAGAAACUAUGAGCUUAUUUCUGCAUGAUUAAUAAUUGUUGUUGAGAAAACCUCUUUUGUCCAAGAGUUGUUCCACUCAUGUUGCCAUAUCUGAUAACAAUACUUUAUUUUUAUUACCAGACUGCUGUCUAGUGGUUGCUAAGCAACAACAAUAUACUGUCACUGUUUUAUCUCCAUUUUUGUCAUUCUUAGUUUUUUCUAAUAAUUUGAAAAGGCCUGUUGUCCUUUAUGUUGUGUCAGUAUUUCAUGAUGAAUGUGGCAACCGAAAUGGUCCAAAAUUACUGGUUGUGUUCCAACAGCAAUGAUAUGUUUUUGGGGUCUUCUUUGCUUAAAUUCAUGUUAAUUUAGCCUUGUGUGGUGUUCAGGUCUGUGGGACCCAUUUUCAAUGUUUACCAAAAGAAAAAAUUAUGCUAUUUAUUAUUAUUUCAAUCCCAGAGUCCUUGGCUUUUGCUCAUUUUCUGUGAAUAACAUAUUUCCAUAAAAU
This is a messenger RNA of Colossoma macropomum (tambaqui), 2846 nucleotides long. RefSeq names its product tripartite motif containing 25 (gene trim25). Gene Ontology annotation, molecular function: protein binding; zinc ion binding. The transcript is spliced from 12 exons. Bases 172 to 2274 code for a protein of 700 amino acids. Lineage: Eukaryota; Metazoa; Chordata; Actinopteri; Characiformes; Serrasalmidae. The record is from RefSeq and is a predicted model, not a curated record.